AUGAAUAUUUCGUACUCAUGCACCCGGUUAGAUGAUUUGCCAGACGAAAUUCUUAUGAUUAUCUUUCAAGAAUUAAAUCAGCUUGAUGUACUUCUUUCUUUAGCAGAUGUCAGCAAACGUUUAGAUAAAAUUGGACAUGAUCGAAAUUUUACAAGUCAUGUGACGCUAUUCGAAUCUUUAUCGAAGAGCAACAUUCGAUCAUUACCUGGUCGAAUAGUCGAUCGAUUUUUAGAAAUUUUACCUUCAAUCCAGGAUCAGAUCAAAUGGCUUAAUCUAGAAACAACAUAUAUGGAACGUAUUCUACUUGCUACAGAUUAUCCUAGUUUAUAUGGACUUGGUUUAUAUGGUAUUGACAUCAAAAACGCUAUAUCUCUCUUUACUAAGGAUAAUGUUUUUACUCGUAGAGUCGGAAACCAAAUAUCAUACCUUGUUAUUGAUAUGGUGCCAAAUAACGAAAUGUCAUCACGAUAUCUCCAUAAUAUUGUAUUUACAGAUGUCUUUACUAUGUUUAUCAAUUUACAAUAUUUAAAAUUCUAUCCAUCUUCACUCGCCUUUCAUGGAUUAAUAUUUGACAAAUCACUUCCAACUUUUGUUUCUUCAACUUUGUUAGAAUUGCAUGUCAAUGUUCAUAGUUUUACUGAUUGUCUUUAUUUACUUGAUGGACGCUUCAAACAACUUCGUAACUGUCAUGUAAAUAUUUUUCAUAUCAAGUCUACCAGCUUAACAAUCGCUAAUGAGGAAAAACUACCCAAUCUAAGAUGUUUUUCUAUACGUAGUAUUAUGCGAACACAUGUUUACGAUGAAUUAAUUGUACCACUUCUACAACGAAUGUUUAAUUUAGAAAAACUAGAUUUGUGUCUCAAGGUCAACCGUAACGAAGGAUUUAUUGAUGGGAACGAUUUAAAAAAGAAUAUUAUCAAUCAUAUGUCAAGACUAAAUCAAUUUACAUGUAAUAUUCGUUUAUACAAUCAUAGUUCUAAUCAAACUAAUGUGCCAUCAAAUAAAGAUAUUCAACAUUCAUUCAAAUAUUUUAUUAAUAAGCGAAUUAUUUCUUGUGCCGAUCAUUUCCAAGAGAAACAUUACAGUUAUUGUCAUUUUUAUUCACAUCCAUAUAGAUUAAAACAUUAUGACAAUGUCUCAAAUAAUUUUCCAGGUGGAUUAUUUAAAUUUGUUUAUGAAGUAUCAUUACAUGAUGAACGUCCAUUUGAACAUGACUUUUUUCUUCAAAUUGCUCAUUCAUUUCCAUGUAUGAAAGAAUUAACUUUAAUCAAUAAAAAGCCACAGAAAAACAAAUCAAAGAACAACAAUCAAGAUCUAUUAAUUAUCCAAUAUCCUCAUCUUACUACACUCAAUCUUCUUGAAGCUCAUGAUGAUUAUGUCGAAUUAUUUUUACUUGACACCAAAUUGUAUUUGCCAAAUAAUGUUCGUCUAUGUGCUCGCUACGAAUCUUUGCGGUUACUUACAGACAAUUUCGAGAGAGAUGAAACACGAAUCAAUUCUGCUAAAAUGCAUUAUGCCUGUUAUGAUAAUGUUUUACCAAAACAUUUCAAAGACUAUUUUCUGAAUAUAGAAAUGCCUUUAUUAUGUUUGUUGCCAACUAUUGUUUAA
Rotaria socialis is the source of this 1608-nucleotide messenger RNA. NCBI's taxonomy places the organism in Eukaryota, Metazoa, Rotifera, Eurotatoria, Philodinida, Philodinidae. The record is from the annotation of a GenBank genome assembly.